AUGGUGUUCCGGUCGCCUCUCGACUUGUUCUCGGCCUCCCGCCUGCUGCUGGCCCCCCCGCCGGCUUCGGACGUCCCACCUCCCGGACUAUGCUUCUCGGCGUCGCAGAUCGCCGGCGUGUGCGAGACGCUGGAGGAGUCUGGCGACGUGGAGCGCCUGGCGCGCUUUCUGUGGUCGUUGCCGGUGACCGCGGACGGGCGCGACUCCAUCUCGGAGCACGAGUCGGUGCGCCGCGCGCGCGCCGUGGUGGCCUACCACAGCGGCAGCUUCCGCGAGCUCUACCGUAUCGUGGAGACGCACCGCUUCACGCGCGCCUCGCACGGCAAGUUGCAGGCCAUGUGGCUGGAGGCGCACUACCGCGAGGCGGAGAAGUUGCGCGGUCGGCCCUUGGGCCCCGUUGACAAGUACCGCGUGCGCAAGAAGUUCCCGCUGCCACGCACCAUUUGGGACGGCGAACAGAAAACGCACUGCUUCAAGGAGCGAACGCGCGGGCUGCUGCGCGAGUGGUACCUGCGGGAUCCCUACCCGAACCCCGGAAAGAAGCGGGAGCUGGCGCAUGCCACCGGGCUCACCCCCACGCAGGUGGGCAACUGGUUCAAGAACCGGAGGCAGAGGGACCGAGCCGCCGCUGCCAAGAACAGGUUGCAGCACCACCGUUUGUGUUCUGAGGGCACGCACCAUCCACUGGGCGGCGGGGGGGCUUGCAGUCCGGACGUUGAUGCAGAGCGAGCCCACGAACAGACGCUCCUCUCUGUAACAGACAGUGAAUCGGACCUGGAGGUCUGA
Molecule: messenger RNA, 786 nt
Organism: Nerophis lumbriciformis (worm pipefish)
Lineage: Eukaryota; Metazoa; Chordata; Actinopteri; Syngnathiformes; Syngnathidae
Source: RefSeq, a predicted model, not a curated record